AUGGCGCCCCGACGAAUCUGGGUCAAACGACCUGAUGCGUCUGCCACUCUAGUGUCGAUGCCGGAAGAUAGCGUCGUUGACGAACUACGAGAUCAUGUCUUACGCAAAUACUCGAAUUCUCUCGGACGGACGUUUGACUCGCCGGAUUUGAUGGUGCGGAUAGUACCCCGAGCGACUCUGAAAGGAGCAGUUGCACCGGAUCGGUUUCUAAGCCCGGAAGAGUCUUUGUUUGAUUUGAUUGAUCAGCAUUAUCCUGGAGGACAAACCGUCGAGGAGGCUCUCAUCAUUGAGGCACCCACUCGCCGAACCCCAAUAAAGCCAUCACCUCGCCAGUCAUUUUACUAUCAUGCGGAGCCGAGUGAACAUGGCGAAUACUUUCCUCUGAUGCCCGUUCCAAUCAGCGUUGGAACACCACCAGGCCAUCCAACAAGUUCUAGCAAUAGUAGUACGGGUGCGGCUCAUCCAGCACCUGCCAUGUCUGUCCUUACAACUGGCAAAGUGCCCCCUCUUCCUUCACCAGGGAGCCGUCCCUCUCGACACCCACGAAGACCUCCAUUCCCUCGACACACAACCGCUUCGCCAACUCUGGUGGCAUCAGCAAUGCCAAAAGACCCAAGUCUUGUCGUCAACGGACAAGCAGGUUCGUCACAACCGUCCUUGCCCACGCCGCCAGCGCCAGCACCUCCGUCGGAAUCACCGACACAUGCUGUGCUCAAUCCAGUAGUGAGAACGGCUUCCCCUCGUCCGGCACGUAGAGCAAAGAAGAUUAUUACCUCUCCAAAUACAGGAGCUUUUGGAGGAUUGAUUGAAGGCACAGUCCCUCCAAUCAAUGUGCUCAUUGUUGAAGACAAUGUUAUCAACCAGAAACUGCUUGAGGCAUUCAUGAAACGUCUUAGCGUCCGAUGGCAGUGCGCUCAGAAUGGUGAGGUGGCAGUAAAAAAGUGGCGACAGGGAGGGUUUCACUUGGUUUUGAUGGAUAUCCAGCUUCCUGUUAUGAACGGACUAGAUGCUACGAAAGAAAUUCGACGGUUGGAACGGUUGAAUGGAAUUGGUGUUUUCUCCAAGACGGCAUCUGGGCGUUCAAGUGCUACACCUUCGUCUUCUGUGCCGGCGGACACUCCGUUGAAAGAGGAGGAUACCUUGCAAGAUUUAUCGCUAUUCAAGAGUCCAGUGAUUAUAGUGGCAUUGACGGCUAGCAGUUUGCAAAGUGACCGACACGAAGCUCUGGCUGCUGGCUGCAACGACUUUUUGACCAAGCCCAUUGGAUUUCCAUGGUUGGAACAAAAAGUCACCGAAUGGGGCUGCAUGCAAGCUUUGAUUGAUUUCGAGGGUUGGCGGAAAUGGCGAGGAUACGAAGACUCCCCGCAAAGCAUUGGCGCUACAUGGGAGAAGACGACAUCCACACACUCCCCAUCGCGUACACGGAACAACGUCACCAUUCACGCUUUGAAGGUUUCUACCACUGACUCUCCCAAGAAAGACAGCGCACGCAUUUCAAUCGAACCAGAUGCGCCAGGAAGCAGCAGCAGCAAGGAUGAAGAUAUUGAGGUCCCAGUCAUUCAAGAACUAGCGCAAGAACUCCAAACAGCGGAGUCAUUGAUAAACGGUGUGUGA
Talaromyces marneffei is the source of this 1614-nucleotide messenger RNA. RefSeq lists its product as uncharacterized. The record is from RefSeq and is a predicted model, not a curated record. Gene Ontology annotation, biological process: osmosensory signaling via phosphorelay pathway. Gene Ontology annotation, cellular component: Mcs4 RR-MAPKKK complex. The coding region runs from base 1 to 1614 and encodes 537 amino acids. The transcript is spliced from 3 exons. NCBI's taxonomy places the organism in Eukaryota, Fungi, Ascomycota, Eurotiomycetes, Eurotiales, Trichocomaceae. Gene Ontology annotation, molecular function: protein kinase activator activity; phosphorelay response regulator activity.